Molecule: messenger RNA, 3411 nt
Organism: Carassius auratus (goldfish)
Lineage: Eukaryota; Metazoa; Chordata; Actinopteri; Cypriniformes; Cyprinidae
Product: sodium-dependent multivitamin transporter-like
Exons: 19
Coding region: 1322-3151 (609 amino acids)
Biological process (GO): transmembrane transport; sodium ion transport
Cellular component (GO): membrane
Molecular function (GO): symporter activity
Source: RefSeq, a predicted model, not a curated record
GUGUGACUUAUAGUCUGAUAAAUGCAGCAUUUGCACACUGUAAUAUUUUCUAAGCACUUUACUGUCCAUUGCAAUAGUGUAAAUUAUGUUCAUAUGUUCAAAGUUCUGCCUAUAGUGUACAUACACAUUUACAUGUGCUUUAAUGGACAAAUGAUUGCAUGCAUGAAAGUUCAAUCUUUUCCCAUCAUGCUUAGACUUAAUGUGUUCAUAACAUUGCCAAAAGUAUUAUGUUUUGGUUUGGUAAGUGAGAAAUACACUGGUAAACCUUUAGUGACACUUUUCUGACUAUGUUUGGAUUAUGCAAAUAAGUUAGUUCCACAGGAGAAAAGAAGGGUGAGCCACAGCGUAUCCUACUACUCUGAUGGAAACAGCCAAUCACAGCCUGGAAAUGGAGAAAGCCAGAUUGCAAUCUCCUCCUCAUCGAAAAGAGAUAAAUGUACCUUCCCAAAAGACACUCCUUACCAAUGAAGAAUCAUCCAUUCCCAGAGAAACGAUGCUCCAGUGCAGACUCAGGCGACGUCUCGUCAUGUUAUAUCCACUAACAGACAGACCCCUGUACUGCAGGAUAUGCUGAAUGUGCCCGCGCUGGACAGGUGUUUAAUGGUUUUGGGCUGAGCAGGGAGGCCUGGAUAGUGCUGUUGGAUCUUCUGAAAAGUGCCACAAUCCAGUCCCUGGUGUUUUUUUUUCUGUCUGCCGGUGCAUCAUUGUUAUGUCCCAAGACGUAUUUUAUUGUUGUUAAUACUGUGAAAUUCUGUGUGUAAUAAUUGUGCCUCCCUGAUGCCUAACAUCCUUUUGGGAAGUGUAGUUGUUGCCUGUUUUCCUCUGUUCCUCACUGUCCUCUCAAAGGAACUUAUUGAUGUUACCUGUUCCUCGUCAGCACUGUGAAGAGGAGCUUGUAUUUAAACAGAGGGAACAGACUGUUCAUCAGAGGGAGUUUGGACUUGUCUGUUUUCUCAGAUGGUAUAACAUUCUGAGAGUCUUUUUUCCCCCUCGGGAAUUACGGAGGAUCACGUUAUGGGAGCCGCGAGUGAGGUAGUGACACAGUGACGUUUCAGCGUGACGUCGGAAGCACAUGUGCGUCAACUAUGGAGCAGCAGCAACCUUUACUGCGAUGUCAAGGAGAGUAGGAGUAGGGGUGGUCUGAACCGAGACUGCUUAAGCCUUUCUCCAUUCAUCGCUCAUUAUUCACCGGAUGAACUCUGACCGAGCAAGUCACCUGCUAUCCUUCAUGAUGGACCAAUGGUCAACUGUCCACUGACCCUCCACUGAUCAUCCAGGGGCCACAUCACUCCGUGUGCUCCUCUACACACCUCACAGCAUCAUGGGGGCCAUAGUCCAGAUGCACUUCAGCACAGUGGAUUAUGUGAUUUUUGUCGUGCUGCUAGUGGCCUCUGCUGGAAUCGGUCUUUACUAUGCCUUCUCAGGGGGUCGUCAGAGGACCACACAGGAGUUCCUGCUGGCCGACCGCAGCAUGCGCUGCCUUCCGGUGUCCCUUUCACUGCUAGCCACCUUUCAGUCAGCGGUGGCCAUCCUGGGUGCCCCAUCUGAGAUUUACACACAUGGCACGCAGUAUUGGUUCCUGGGCUGCUCCUACUUCCUGGGCCUGCUCAUCCCUGCACACAUUUUCAUACCAGUUUUCUAUCGGCUCCGUCUUAGCAGCGCGUAUCAGUAUCUGGAACUUCGUUUUAGUAAAAGUGUUCGGAUAUGUGGCACUUUGACCUUCAUCUUUCAGAUGGUGAUCUAUAUGGGAGUUGUUCUGUAUGCUCCAGCACUUGCACUUAAUGCAGUAACAGGUUUUGACCUUUGGGGAGCAGUGCUGGCCAUAGGAUUGGUGUGCACACUUUAUACAGCUCUGGGUGGUCUGAAAGCAGUGAUCUGGACAGAUGUGUUUCAGACAGUUGUUAUGUUUGCGGGGCAGCUGGCAGUGAUUAUAGUUGGUACCCAUCAGGCAGGUGGCAUCGCUGAAGUUUGGAGGAAAGCACAAAACGGCAGCCGUAUCUCAGGCCUUGACCUGAACCCCGACCCUUUAGAGAGGCACACAUUCUGGACUCUGGGAGUGGGGGGGGUUUUCCUCAUGCUGGCCCUGUAUGGAGUGAAUCAGGCUCAGGUCCAGAGAUACCUCUGCUCCCGCACAGAGAAAGAGGCCAUCAUGUCCUGUUAUGCGGUGUUCCCAUGUCAGCAGAUCGUGCUCACGUUGGGCUGUUUAAUGGGUCUGGUUAUGUACGCUCGAUAUGGGGAGGAGAGCCCACUGGAUCAGGGCUAUGUCAAAAGCAAUGACCAGAUGGUGCUGUACUUUGUAAUGGAUGUGUUGAGAGAUCUUCCUGGUUUACCAGGACUGUUUGUCGCCUGUCUGUUUAGUGGAGCUCUCAGCACAAUCUCAUCUGCCUUCAACUCCCUUGCAACGGUCACCAUGGAGGAUCUGAUCAAACCUCACGUACGACCCAUGACGGAGGCCCGUGCCACCCUGUUAUCAAAAAUGUUGGCUCUUGCCUAUGGUCUUGUGUGUCUGGCUAUGGCAUACAUCGCCUCUUUAAUGGGCUCUGUGCUGCAGGCAGCACUCAGUAUAUUUGGGAUGGUGGGUGGACCUCUGCUUGGCCUUUUCUGUCUGGGGAUGUUUUUCCCUUGGGCCAAUUCCACUGGUGCUCUGGUUGGGCUGGCAUCAGGGCUGGUCAUGGCUUUCUGGAUCGGUAUCGGCAGCUUUGUUUCACGAAUGUCUGCAUCUGUACCACCGGUGAUAAAUACCACUGUCAUACCUGAUUUGGGAAACAUGACAACAGCUGUGAUGACCACACUCAUCACAUCUAAACCAAGGCCUUCUGGAGUUCAGGCUUUGUACUCUCUAUCAUACAUGUGGUACAGUGCUCAUAAUUCUGCCACGGUUGUAGUGGUGGGACUUCUGGUCAGCUUUCUUACAGGGCCCUGGAAAGAGAAAGAUUUAAACCCAGGUACAAUUUACCCUGUGCUUGGCAAUCUGCUGUUCUUUCUGCCCCAACGCUACAGGGAGAAACUCUGCUGUGUUACUCCACUGGAAGACAAUUCCAAAGGCCCGGACCAUCAGCAUUACCAGAUGGCCCAGAAAGAGAGCAAUGGCGUUGCUUAUACUAAAGAGGAAGACAAGCUCAGGGAAGAGGAAGGAGAAGGAGAAAGAUAACCGCCCAGCCUACUUGUAACCUUGCUCAUACAGUGCAGGAAACAGCUUUGUGAAAUCUCCCUCACAGCAACAAACCCAAAGGGUCUUAGUUUCCCACAGGCUCUGGGAAGAACAAAAUCUCACAGUUUUCUCCUCUUAAUAAGUUCAUAAGUUGUGGGUUGUGCUGUGGUCCCUUUACAAUAUUGGUACGCUGUGCCCUCAACUGCCAGUGAUUGAGGCGAGGGGUUGUCUUAUUUAUAUGUGAUACUUUAUGAUGUUUA